Messenger RNA from Rana temporaria (common frog), 871 nucleotides. It is a transcript of the gene CTXND2, whose product is annotated as cortexin domain containing 2. Lineage: Eukaryota; Metazoa; Chordata; Amphibia; Anura; Ranidae. The record is from RefSeq and is a predicted model, not a curated record. The transcript has a single exon. The coding region runs from base 43 to 207 and encodes 54 amino acids.
UUGCCCGGUGACACAGAUGACGAAAAGACAAGGAACCUCAAGAUGGAUGACCCCACCUUACUGCCCCUUGUGGAUGUGGAUAAAGGAUUUGCUAUUGCAUUGUUCCUGCUCCUUUGCGUGUUCCUCGCCAUGAUGAUCGUACGCUGUGCUCGCCUUAUCAUGGAUCCCUAUAAAGACAUCCCAAAUUCCAUGUGGGAAGACCAGUAGAGGAAAGAUCUUGAUGGGAGCUUAAUGACUUUGACUUUUGGCCUUCUAAUCUCCAGAAUACUGGGGAUCCUGUAUAUACCUUCUUACAUGGUUCCUGUCAGGCAGGAGGAAUAUGAAAGUUACUAUGAAAUCACUGCCUUCACCGGGGAGGAUCAGCAAAGGAUUCCGAGAGUGAAACCUGCCACUUCAGCACUCACUUGACAAGCCAUUACUUUCUCUAAUUUCAUUAGCUAAAUGAGCUGGUUUUUCAAUGAUCAUUCAUUUCUGCGCUCAUCCAUCUUGAAGAAAAUCGCAGUUUUUGUCAGGCUGUUAAUUUAAUGCUCAGAGCCAGUGCACGGGCUGCUGCUCUCAAUAUGAAAAGCCAAUACAGUUCUUUUUAGGUGGAAAUGAUUUAACUCAUUCCAAUAAUGGUUAGGACAUAAAAAGAAAAAGAGAAAACAAAAGGAAUAUAAAAAUGGCAUUACUAUCCAACGUGAGCUGGGCAUAUAAUUAGAACCGAACUGUUAAGGGGCAGCAUGAUAAUUAAAGUGCACUUGUGAUUUAAUAGUAAACAUAUUGCUAUGAAGGGGGCUGGGGAGGUAGACAGUACUUUGCCCUUUCAACGAAGGUUUUCAUGUGUUUUAGAAGUGUCACUUUAAGACUCAUUUUAGUUUUUGGUGUUUUU